AAUCCAAGUCGAAUCAUCUAUUUGAAGUCUGAUUCCUCUUUUGUUCUGAGAUUUUCAAGAGUCAAUACGAACAUUUUGAGAAGUAUUAAUUCUCUCUUUCAUCUCUCUUGAAGAACAACAACAUUGAAUUAUUACAACAACUCGAGAGAAACUUACCGAAACGAAUUAUAACAACCAGCCGAGCUGAGAGAAACUCUAUCUGCUUUGAUACGUAACAAGCAAGAACGAGGAGUGAUCUUGAAACUCUCAUAUCACCUAGACGAAACAAUUCAACAACAAUUGGUUGACACUGCACGAUUUUAAAAACCACAACAACAUCAAUGCUGAUUUCCUUCUCAUCACCUCUUUAAUAUUUACCUGAAUCCAAAUAUUAAUCAUCAUCACUUUUAUUAUUAUAUUUCAAAUAAUAAUAAUUAAUAAUUAAUCAAAUUGUACAACAAUAAUCAUUUAAUAUAACACAAUCAUUCAGACCAAAAUUUACACAAUGAAAGCCCUAUUGAGAAAUCUCCUUCCAGGCAGUGCUCACAAUAGAGCUGUCGAUGAUAUGAUUGAUGCAAACUCAAACAACAACAACAACAAUAAUAAGGAUGAUGAUUCAAAGAAGAAGAAGAAAUCAUCACAUAGAACCAAAUCCCUCUUCUCAUCUUCAUCCUCGCAGUUGCCAUCCUCUUCGGCUACCACUAAUUAUCAUCAAAGAGUUGCCUCCCAACAACAACAUCACUCCAACACAACAGGUUGUCUCGCUAGGCCUGAUGACAGUGGUUUGGAGGAUGAUUCAGAUGGUGGAGAAGAAUUUGAUCAUCAUCAUGAUGCUGAGGCAAAUUAUCUAUCAGGUGCCUCUGCUUCCAAUGUACAAUAUCCACAGAGUUUGAAUGCCCUCUCGAGUAGCUACGGCCAUACCAAUGGUGGUCAUCAAUACUUUAAUACGAACCUUUCGAAACAGUCGAGUAAUUCGAGUGUGUUGUCCUCCUCUUCGAAUGGUGGCACUGAUUCGUCAUUGGUUGUACAGACAAGGAGUAGUCCCAAUGUGAUGCAACACUCUCCACGUGGUAAUACUUCCUCAUCGUCUUCUGAUGUUAGUAAUCAUCAUCAUUAUAUGAACAAUAAUGGUCAAUCAUCACCAUCUCCUUCUUCCUCAACACCAGGAGGUACUACGGCUGGUAAUAUAACACCAAAGAGACGUUCUUCCUUAUCGAAUGCCCUACGAAGGCUCUCACUGAAGAAGAGUUCAUCAGCCAAUAAUGCUACUACUUACCAACAACAACAUUCAGACACAAUGUCUGCCGGUGUAAUUGGCUUACCAAUUAAUUUUGCUGAUUUAAUGAUGAGUCAAUCUUCAUCCACCUCUUCCAUUCCAAUCCAUAAUCAUAAUAAUAACAAUAAUUAUGGAGGUUCCUUCUCCUCGAGUAAUAGCAUUCUCUCCUCCACAGCAAGUACCACCACACAAAACAAUAAUAAUUCCAAUUAUCUGGGCUAUAAUAACAAUCAAAAUCCAGACCAACUCUUGUACACUCCAAACUCUCCUCCAACCAGUCCAAUGAGCCCUCUCUCCUUCGCCUCUGCUCAACCUCAUCAUCAUCAUGCCCAACAUCAAUCCUUACAACCCCACUUACUUUCCUCCUUUACAGCAACUCCCAUUUUGGCGGGAACAGAACAAGUCUCAUCAUCUUCUUCAUCCACUACUAGCAAUAACAACAACAACAAUAACAGUAAAAGAAAAAGUCUAAAUGUUAUUACAGUGGGACUCUCUAAUAGCCACACUCAAUCCUCAGCAACAACACCAUCUGCGAGUCAACAACAGCAACAUUAUUCCAGCAAUUAUUCUUCAACAACAACAUAUUCAGCAACAACAACAACAAAUAAUUCAUAUAUUGGUACAGGUAGUAGUGGAAGCAAUCAUUGCUCCCCAAGUUUCUUUGAGCCUCACUCACCCUCCAUGAUGCUUAUGAUGGCCUCACAAAGUCCAUUAUUGAAUAAUUCAACAUCGUCGUCAUCAUCAUUGGGUAAUCAUAAUCAGCAACAAUACUAUUCUGUAGGGUCUAAUAUUAAUUCUCAACAGUCGUCAUCAUCAAUAAUGGGUCAAAGUGGCACACAAAGAGCAACAGGAACACAACAAUUAUUGGAUGUUUUUGUCAAUAGAAGAAAGUGGAAGGAAAUAUUAUGUGUUAAUACCACAACUGCUAUUACCAGUUCAACACUUGCAAAUAAUAGUAAUAAUAUUAAUACCAGUAGUUCUAAUAAUUCACAAAGUAGUAAUACGAAUGAAAACAAAUUACUAUCAACACCAACUUCAUCAAUGAAAGGUGCGGAUAGUGCAAGAGCUGCAUCUCCUCUCUCUCCUGAAUCGAUGAGUAUCAUUUCUACAUCAACCAGUACAGAAGAGGAAGAAACUGAACAAUCCUAUUCAACUGUAUCUAAUUAUUCACCACAAUUCCAACCACAAGCAUCAUUACAACAACAAUUACCACAACAUGUUGGCAUUGAAUAUGGAGAUGAAUUCAAGCUUCCAAACUCACCCAAUGAAAAUAUCUUUAGGACCGUUGUUUUAGGAGGUUUCCUCUCGUAUAAGGACGUUUUGAGAUGUGACCUUGUAUGUAGGGCAUGGCAUUUGAGAAUUUCACACUCUAAAGAGAAUUUCAUCUACUUCCUUCCUCAACUCUUAUCUUCCAUCUCGGUGUGGGAAGAAAAGGAUGAGUUGCAAAUUAUGCUUGCCACCCAAAUUGCCAGAAAUUUAUCACAUUUGGAAAUGUCCAAACGAAUGCUGAUGGUUCUAUUCGGCCUCUACAGAAGAUCCUUACAUAAGGAAAAGAUUUUCAAUCGUGCAGUUUUUAAGGAGGUUCUUCGAUCAGAGGUUCCUGACUUGUUGGGACUCACGGAUAAGGCAAACAUGUUCUACAAGCUCACCUCUCCAACUUGGUUCUCUCCCUAUGAACACUUCCAGUGCCCUAUCUAUUUGUAUCUUGCCAAGAGAAGCUUGAGAUUUGUGGAAAAGGUUGAUGGUGAAUUCCAACAACGUGUUCAAGUCUUGCUGAAAAUCAAAUAUAAUCACGAGGAAACUAUUUCACCUUCACAAGCCUUUUUAUCUUUAAGUGGACCACCAGGUAGUGGUGUGAAUAGUGCAUGUGCCUCUCCAACCCUCUCUCCAAAUGUUAAUCCAACUAGAAAACUCUCCCUCGUGGCAAAUAGCCCACUUCUUCGAUCUGUAGAUACUCGUACAUUGAAUGAUUAUUCUCCCGAUAGGACUGAAUCUUCAACAACACAAUCGAGCACUCUCAAUCCUCCAAACUCUCCACUUUUGAAUUUCAGCACCACAUCCACCUCUCCCUCCACCAAACAGUUGGCACAACAUCAAAGUACUCUUGUUGAUAUGAUUAAUGAAAUCAAGACAUGUUGGUUCUUUGCUUAUGGAACCAUCGAUAAGGAUCAAUCAGAUAUGCAAGACAGAGCCUAUCCAACACCAUCACCCAACUCUCAACAUAACCAUCAUCAAACUAUUGUCACAACAGGUCAUCACCAUCAUCAUGAAAAACCAAUAUUGGUUCACGAAAAGAUUGUCAAAUACUUUUCUCAAUUCAGUUUGGCCCGAAUGAAGAAUGAGGUAGUUUUUCCAGAAGAUGAGGAUUGUCCUUCUCCUAUACCUUUUUCUGCUAGUAAGGCUACCGAUAAAACGAAUAGAAUUACCUCCAAUAUUGAGCACUGCUACCAUGAAAUGACCCAAUUCCGAAAUGAUCCACACGGUGAAUAUCCUAGUAUCAAAUUGGCUGAUCCUGAACUUUGUGAACAAUUUAAUGGUACAAUCUCUAAAUGGAUUUGUGAGUUGCAAAAAUUGGGACUCUAUCAAAUUGAGUUUGUCUUGCAGUAUGUGCUAAAGCUGCUCUUUUUUAUUUGUACAGGCCCAAUGUAUGAUCGUUCAGAGUUGUACUUUGGGGUUACUUCUCUUCAUGAAAUGAUGGAAAAUGAUCAAUUGGAUACCAUAUGCACAGAUCCAGAAGCAUCAAGAGAAAGGCUUCAACAAUGGAUCUUGGAUUAUAGAAGCAAACAUGUUGACAGUCACAUUUAUCACUACUACCUAAAAAUCAAAUAUGAAUGUAGUGGAUUUACUGGUGGGUGUGAUGAAGAAAGUUAUUUAUUGACCCUUAGAGUUUCACCUGAUUUUUCCAAUUUUGAAUUUGUUUCCUACUUGUUUGAGAGUAGAUAUUGUAAAGGAAUGGCUAUCAGUAGCCUGCCACUUUUUAUUAAGAAGAUGUAA
Molecule: messenger RNA, 4249 nt
Organism: Naegleria gruberi
Lineage: Eukaryota; Heterolobosea; Eutetramitea; Acrasida; Naegleriidae
Exons: 1
Coding region: 485-4249 (1254 amino acids)
Source: RefSeq, a predicted model, not a curated record